Aspergillus piperis CBS 112811 is the source of this 1084-nucleotide messenger RNA. Its product is annotated as small nuclear ribonucleoprotein-associated protein. Gene Ontology annotation, molecular function: RNA binding. Gene Ontology annotation, cellular component: U1 snRNP; U4/U6 x U5 tri-snRNP complex; U2-type prespliceosome. The record is from RefSeq and is a predicted model, not a curated record. Gene Ontology annotation, biological process: mRNA splicing, via spliceosome. Bases 51 to 665 code for a protein of 204 amino acids. Lineage: Eukaryota; Fungi; Ascomycota; Eurotiomycetes; Eurotiales; Aspergillaceae. The transcript is spliced from 5 exons.
CAAUUCUUUGGUUUUACUCAAGUCGCACUCGUGCGCAUUCAUAGCCCAACAUGGCGGCUAAUAAGCAGGGCAAGAUGCAAAACCUCAUCAACUACCGGAUGAGAGUCACCCUCAAUGAUGGCCGACAGAUGACGGGACAGAUGCUCGCUUUCGAUAAGCACAUGAACCUUGUCCUCGCCGAUACAGAAGAGUUCCGUCGCGUCAAGCGCAAGUCCAAGCCCGCCGCCGGUUCGACCAACGCACCUCUUGUCGAAGCCGAAGAAAAGCGCACCCUGGGUCUUACCAUUGUUCGCGGUACACAUGUCGUCUCUUGCUCCGUUGAUGGACCUCCUCCCGCCGAUCCCUCUGCCCGACUUGGUACUGCUGGCCCUGGUGCAGCUGCCGCAGCUGCCACUCUCGCAGCUGGCCCUGGAAUCAGCAAACCCGCUGGACGUGGUCUGCCGGUCGGUCUGGGAGGCCCUGCUGCGGGUGUUGGUGGCCCUCCCCCGCCGCCCGGCGGUUUCCCUGGUUUCCCUCCUGGUGGUGCUUUCCCUGGAGUUCCCCCUCCGGGCUUCGCGGGUCGUGGUGGUGCCCCUGGUGGACCUCCUGGCUUCGCUCCUCCCCCGGGAUUCGCGCCUCAAGGUGCUCCUCGUAAGUAUCCUAAGAUUGCGCGUUAUGGUUCUUGAGCUAACUGAGGCUGUUGUAGCGGGUGCUUUCCAACCCCCACCGGGAUUCCAGCCCCCGGGACAGGGACGCGGAUUCCCUCCACCCGGCUUUGGUGGACGGUGAUUUGAUAGUAUGUGCAGCAGCAUGAUGGCUUGCAACCUGGCCAUGACACCGGCAUGGCAGAUACUUCGAACUACGAAUCAAGCGAACAAUAUUCACUCCCCAUUAGUCGCCUACUUGACGAACCUCAGACGAAUAGGCAUAGCACCCCGAGUUUUACCAGGCAAAGGCGUUGCGGCGUGUGCGGAUGCAGGGAAUGCCCUGACAAAAGAAAAGGUCGACCGAAAUAAGGAUAGGACCGACAGAAGUAAUGCUAGAUGUAUUUCGAGCACUCAAUUGUACUAGUGAAUCCUAAUGAGGGUUUGAAGCCUUUAAUUUC